Messenger RNA from Stegastes partitus (bicolor damselfish), 1712 nucleotides. Its product is annotated as zinc transporter ZIP9. Gene Ontology annotation, biological process: transmembrane transport; zinc ion transport. Gene Ontology annotation, cellular component: membrane. The record is from RefSeq and is a predicted model, not a curated record. NCBI's taxonomy places the organism in Eukaryota, Metazoa, Chordata, Actinopteri, Pomacentridae. The coding region runs from base 167 to 1120 and encodes 317 amino acids. The transcript has 7 exons. Gene Ontology annotation, molecular function: metal ion transmembrane transporter activity.
CGACGUGGAAAGGCAGAGCGGCUCUCAGGUCCUCUGAGUGGUGUGAAACAAAUGAAAUCCAGCGACACAAUGAGAGCACACGGUCAACUUUCAGUCGGAUCCGACACUGAAAGGAAGCAUCUCAGCAAACCGGAGCUCCACAUGUGUUAGGGAGAGAGUCGUCGCCAUGGACGGAGGCUUGAGUGUUACUUUUAUAUCUGUUGCGAUGUUUGUAGGUUCCUUUCUGCUUGGAUUCAUCCCACUGUUGUUCAAACUCUCUGAGAAAAGCCUGCAGUUUGUCUCCAUCCUGGGUGCAGGUCUGCUGUGUGGGACAGCACUUGCCAUCACCAUCCCGGAGGGGGUGGGCUUACUGGAGGAGUCAUGGAGAGCAUCCUCCUCCUCCUACUCUGAUGAGCUGUCCAGUCUGAAUGCCAGUGAAAAAAGCACAUCUGCAGAGAGAGGCCUUCCACCUCGGUUCUUUAUUGGGGUGGCUUUAACUUUGGGCUUCACCUUCAUGUUUGUUGUGGAUCAGAUCGGAAGCUACUUUUUCAUGCACGACCAAAGGUCUCGUUUGCCCAACAGUGUCCACAUCACUGCCACGCUGGGGCUGGUUAUACAUGCUGCAGCUGAUGGAUUUGCUCUGGGUGCUGCUGUGGCCACAGAUCAAGUGACAGUGCAAGUCAUUGUAUUUUUUGCUGUGAUUCUACACAAGGCGCCUGCCGCAUUCGGUUUGGUCUCCUUUCUGAUGCAUGCAGGCCUUGAGAAGAAGUACAUUCAGGGACAUUUACUGGCCUUUUCAGCAGCAGCACCUAUAUUUGCUAUCACCACUUACUUCAUAUUACAUGCAUCUGGCAGCUCAUCUCAGAAUCAGCUCAGCACAACAGGUGUGGGAAUGCUCUUCUCAGCUGGGACGUUCCUCUAUGUGGCCACAGUGCACGUUCUCCCUGAGGUCAGCAGCAGCAGGACAGGUCAACCGACGUCUGACCUGCAGCAGCACAGAGGUCAACCGUCCUCUGACCUGCAGCAGCACAGUGGAGCUGAGACCCACCAGCAGCGACACCUGGGGCUGCUGGAGAGCCUCACUCUCAUCCUGGGUGUGGGGCUUCCUAUGGUGCUGGCUCUUGGGCUGCAGGAUGAUUGAGAAGGGAACAUUGGGACAAUUAGGUUUAGUGCAAAAGGGCAUAGUGCAACCAGGUCUGAAUGGAAAACUCUGAGCGCCUGUCUAAUAAUACACUGUACUGUAUACCACAAUGACUAGGAGACAAUGUUCCUUGGUAGAGUUUCACCUUAUUGUGUUCUGAUUUCAGUGAAACCUGCCUUUUGAGUCCAGUGGUAUUGUUUGUUUCCAGUACUAGUUCUCGGUGUACUGAAUUUCAGCUCCAAGAAAACAAAAAGAGUGUCAUUUGUUGUCAAGGCACCCUGAGGACAUGCCAUGUUUAGAGGGGAAAAUCCCAGAAACUGAGCAGAUUUACAGGAACAACCAAAUAAUUUGAUGUUAUUCACACCAGAUGUUCAGCUUGUUCAUGUGCAAUAGCACAAAUUACCAAGAUGUGAAAAUUUUGUGCGACUGUAGAAUUACUUUUAUAGCUGUGAUGCUAAGAGUUGUUUUUUCUUUUUUUUCAGAAUGAGUGAUAAAGGGGUUGUGGGUUUUUAAUGUAACAUCUUCAAGUACACGUAGUAGGUGGAGUGCCUCCACAUCUGUUAUUGUGCCUAUAAAGUGUUCAUCCCCCUUG